AUGAGCGAAACGCCUUCUUCUAGUUUUUCCAUGAUCCAUCCGGCUUCUUCUGAAGGCCAGGCUCCUUCUCUUCGCCACCUGAGCGUCACGCACCCCGUGGUGGCCAAGAGGAUCAGCUUCUACAAGAGCGGAGACCCGCAGUUUGGGGGGGUCAGGGUGGUGGUCAACCCUCGUUCCUGCAAGACGUUCGAUGCCCUACUGGACAGCUUGUCCGGAAAGGUGCCUCUGCCUUUCGGGGUGAGGAACAUCAGCACCCCCGGGGGAAGGCACAGGAUCACGUGCCUGGAGCAGCUGGAGGACGGCCAGUCAUACCUGUGCUCGCACAGCAGGAGGGUGCAGCCCGUGGACCUGGGCAAAGCCCGCCGGCGCCCGCGGCCCUGGCACAGCAGCCUGGCCACAGGCACGCGUGUGCACCACCUCCCAGCUGCUGCUCCGGGCAUGCUGCACGCCCCUCGCAGGCUGCUGGUGUUCAGGAACGGGGACCCCGGCGCCAGGCGCGUGGUUCUGCUGAGCAGGAGGGUCACCCAGAGCUUCGAGGCGCUUCUGCAGCACCUGGCAGAGGUCAUGCGGUGCCGCGUGACCAAGCUGUUCUCCACGGAUGGCAGGAAGGUUCCCAGUCUUGAGGCCGUCAUUGUGAGCCCUGGCGUUGUGGUGGCAGCCGGGAGGGAGCCGUUUAAACCGGGAAAUUAUGACAUCCAGAAGUACUUGCUGCCAGCUAGAUUACCAUGGAUCUCUCGUCGUGUGUACCCCAAGGGAAAUACUAGGUCAGAAGGCAGAAAGAUGGGCACACUUAUGCCUUCAAGCCCAAGGUCUCAGAUUUAUUCUGGUUCUUCUGACAAAAUGCAUAAUAAUGUUUGCUACUCAGACCAUUCCUUUGCUCCUGAACAUUACUUGGCCUUAGAAAAAAAGAAUUCUCAGAAUUUAUUGAUAUAUCCUUCUGAAGAUAAUGUUGAGAAAUCAAUUAUAUUUAAUCAGGAUGGCACCAUGACAGUUGAGAUGAAAGUUCGGUUCAAGAUAAAAGAAGAGGAAACCAUAAAAUGGACAACCAGUGUCAGUAGAGCUGGUCUUUCUAAUAAUCAUGAAAAGAGUGAUAUAAACAGUUUUCCAGGAAGAACAGAUGAUCUGAAAUCUGGCUUAAAGAUUGCAGCAUGCUCAUUGUCUGCAGAUGUCUCACCUUUGGAGAAAGGCAAUGAUCAAGAGGACAGUUUAGCUGAGGAGAUAAACACUCACGUGACAGCUCAAGAGGCUGAAACUUAUAAUUCUGGCUGGGAGAAUUCUGCUUUGGACACAAAUGCCACCCAGAGAACUCAGGAUCAAGCAGAACAUCAUUUUUAUAGGCCCCCUACACCUGGACCAAAGAGAAAGCGACAAAAGAAAUCUGUGAUCGGGAGUGUAACCUUAGUAACUGAAAGUGAAGUUCAAGAAAAAAUGAUUGGACAAUUUUAUAGCGAAGAAAGGAAAGAUGGGGAAAACAAAUCUGAGUAUCACAUGUUUACACAUUCUUGCAGUAAAAUGUCAUCCGUAUGUAACAAACCAGUACUUGUUCAGAUAGAUAACAAUGAGCAGAUGGAGUCAUCUUUAGAAAGAAAAAAGGAAAGCAGACAACUCAAAUCAAGUUCAGUAAAGGCUGGUGUUACAGAAAUUACUAGUCAGAAGAUGUUAGAGAUGUCCCAUAUUAAUGGCUUUCCACAGACUGUACCAGAAAACGUAGUUGUGGAGGAAGAUAUAGUUGAUAAUGCAACACCAGCCAAUAAAACUAGUAUGAAGAACUCAAGAACUUAUGGUAACACCAAUGCUAGGUUCUGUCAUAUUUUAGCAGAUGCAAUGCCUUCUUCAAGUAAAAAUUCUGGAACUGACAAAUCUAUUUCUGAGACCCCAGCUUCAGUAGGAUCCUCUACUAUCACCAGAAGAAUUGACAGACUAAUUAAUCAAUUUUCUCAGUGCAGUUUAACUAAAGUUCCAGAAAAUGAAAAGCAGAUUCUAUCAUCUGUUGCCAGCAAAAAGCUGAUAUCUCAGCAGCAAGUGAAAAGUUAUAGGCAUCAGGAUGGAGAGAUUGCAGCUAAAGGAAUCCCUAGUAAGAAAAUAAACACAAGGGGUAGAAUUGCACAGGAAGCCAUAUUGCAAGAUUCACACAGUCCCAUUGACGGAGGGUUGCUUUGUGAGGAAGAUCUUCAUGCAAGUGACAGGGUAAUUGAAACAAAUUAUUUUUGUUCCCAAAGUAAUCUCAAUCCUGUGAAUUCUAAGAAUUUCCAAAUAAAUAAAUUAAAUGUGAUUCAGAAUCCUAAGGUCCAAGGACUUAGAGCCAAAAGAAAAUCCAGACCAUUAAACAAAGUAAGCUUUGGAGGCCAUGCAAAAAAAGAAGCUGGUCAAGGAGAUAAAGCAUUUCCCCAUAAUAAACUCAGAUAUUACAAAAAUAUUUUUGAAAAUCAAAAUGUAUUUCACACGGUUAACUUUCUUGAGCCAAACCCCAGUGCGUUUGGAAGACCACAGGCUCAAGCAGAAAUAGCAUCUUGGUAUUUGGGAGGAAUGGAAAAGAAGAGUUUAGUUUCAAAAGUCAGCAAUUCACACAUAACUUUAAAAAGUCAGAAAAAACAAAAAAGGGAUAAGUCAAAAUCAGGAACUAUUGUAAGUAAACAACGUGCUACAACAAGGGUAAAUCCCUUACCAUCUUUGAAAAACACUGUUUUUUCUGAGGAUAUUACCCAUCAUUCAGUCCAAAAUUAUAUACAGAGAUGGUUGCAGAACAUAAAUCCACAUUCAGCUUUGCAACCUAAAAAAUCAUCACCAAUAUGCAAAAAGGAAAGGCGUGUGGUAAGUUGUAACAAUGGUUUUGCAGGAAACAAUUAUCACACAAGUUCUGAAAAAGAAAAUAACUCUGUCAUGGAGAGUAAUAAACGCAUAACUAAAAAUGAUAGUGUGACAGGAGAUAAUCUAGAUAAAGAGGUAGGUAAAUCUUUUGACAAAGAUAACAGUGAAGAACUGACCGAAGAUCUCCAUGAGAGGCAGGUUGAGUCUCUGAAUGAUGCUUACUUGCUUUCCCUACAUGAAUGUUGUACUGUGUCACAGUCAGCUAUUGAUGAUCAUAAUACUAAACGUCACGGAGCUGUUGAAAAGUCAGGACAUUGUUUACCAAGCCUUGUUUACCAAGAAAUAAACCUAGCUACAAAAGGGCAAAGUGUAGAGGCUGCCACCCAAGUAGGUCCAAUGGAAGAAGGCACUCCAAAAGACCUCUUUCUAGUACUUUUGCUUCGCCAACUGCAAGCUUUAACUUCCAGUAUUCACCAGACCCAGAAUGGUAUUGUUCCAAUGCCAGGUUCACUUGUAGAUGUUCCUUUCCAUUCUCCAAUAUGUGAUUCACCCACUAAUGUCCUCCUAGAUUGGCUCUUGGUGCUAAACCUAAAGGGAAGUGUGAAUAGCCUCUGCCAAGGUGAUGCUCACAAGACUACCAACAGGACUUCUGAAUUACUUGCAUUGUUGGAGGUCCUAAAGCAUGUUGCCAUCACAGAGGAAGCUGAUGACUUGAAGACUGCUGUGGCCAAUUUAGUGGAGUCCACUACAAAUCCCUUUGGACUCCCUGAGAAAGGACAAGAUAUGGUUCCAGUCGGUCUUUCCACAAAUUGUUCCACACUUACUACUCAGAGACUUUCUGAGUGCACUGAGAAUGAAAAAGCACAGAACAUCUUCUCUUUAAAUGCCAAUGAGGACUGUGCUCCUAAAGUUUGUGUUUCAGAGGUGACUUCCUCUCCAUGUGAGGUGUGCACUGGGAGUAAGAUUUACCCUCCAAAAGAGACUUGUAGCCUCAGUAACAUUUUGUCCCAUAGUGAUGGCUGUACCAUGGAUCAGACCUCUAUGAGUCAGGCUUGUUUCCUAGGAAAGGGCUAUUCACUUACUGAUGUGGUAUCUUCCCAUAAGGUUUGUGCUCAUGAGGAAAAACAUACUUAUGAGAAAGCUUGCCCAAUGGAUGGGGCCUACAUUCCCAUCAAAGUCUGUAAUACCGGUGACUUUUUCCAAAGAAAUUCCAAAGAAAUCACAUAUACUGAUAAUUUGGGAUUCAUUGAAGAGCUAGAAAGAGUUGAUGAAGUUCAGAAAGACCUGAAUAUUUUGGCAGACCAUGAGUAUAAUAAACAUGGCUUUAAUGUAUUGAUGCCACACCAAAAUAGCAAUUUAAGCCAUUAUGGUGUUUCCCUAAAUGCAGCUGAACUAGAAUUUGAUAAAGAACAUAGUGCUCUAGAUGAAUCUAAAGGUGGUUUAUUAAAGAAAUCUCAGGAUAAAAAUUUAUAUACAACUUUUGAUAAGAAAGAAUCAAAAACUUCUAAAGAAUCAGGUUCAAUAACUGAAAGCAUAACAUCAAAUGAAAGACACAUUUCAGAACUGGAAUCCUUUGAGGAAUUAGAAAAGCAGAACAUUGAUAUCUUUAAUACAAAGCUAAAUUCUGGAGAGCAAAUGACUGAAGAAUUGAUCCAAAAAGAGUUAGAGACUAGUGAAAAUAUGGAAUUAAUAGAAGUCUCUAGCAGGAACAUUGUGGAAGAAGAAAGAGGGAAUGGUGUAAUUUGUAAGGCAAACAGUAGGGGUCUGGCACCACCACCACCUUUAGUGUUUUGCCCUGUUCCUGAAAAGGAACUCAAUGAAGGAGAAACUAAUACGAGGGUAAAAAUGAUGGUGAAAAGCAUGGAAAUUGGAAGUUGUUCAGAGUCCCCUCUUGAUGUUAAAAAUGGCUUCAAGAGAACAGUGACUUCUGAUUGGUCAGACUAUACACAAGACAGUGAGAACGAUCAGCCAUGGAAAACAUCCAGUGAUAGCUCCAAUGACAGCGGUGAGGAGAUUGCUCAAGAGAAAGACUAUAAUAAAGGAUUUGUUAAGAGAACAAUAGAAAAACUUUAUGGUAAAGUGGAUGUUGUUAAACCAUCUUUUUUCCCUCCGAAUAGAUCUCAGGUUUGUCCUUACAAUUCUGUGGAAUUUCAGUGUGCUAGAAAAGCAGAUCUUUAUGAUUCUGAAGGUCAGUCAUUUGGCUCAUCUGAACAGGUAUCCAGAGGUUCAUCUAAGUUGCAGAAAUUUCAAGAGGAAAGUCAAGAUAAAUGUGACUUUAGUGAGAUGAAGGCCAAUUAUCAUGGGGGAGAUAUUGUAGAACAUAGCACAAAACAAAAUGAUCAUAACAGUAUCUCCAGGGACAGAGAGGAAGGAAUAUUGAUUGACAAGGGCAAGUGGCUCCUGAAAGAAAAUCAUUUGCUAAGAGUAUCAUCUCCUGAAAAGUCUGGCAUAUGUGGCAAUGCAGAUACUAUGUCAGUGGAUACUCUUCUUGAGAAUAGUAAUGCACCAUAUUCACAUUUUGGAAAUUUGGCCCCAGACUCAAACAUGGCUGAGCUCUCCUCUUCAGAAUUGGAGGAACUGACUCAACCCUUUGAACUGAAAUGCAAUUAUUUCAACAUGCCUCAUUGUAGUGACUCUGAGCCUUUUCAAGAGGAUUUGCUAGAUGUUCAAAAUAAAACUUGUCCUAAGGAGAAAAUACGAAACCAUCAUGCAGAGGAGAUGGGUCAUCAUAGGUCGGAAAGAGUAUGCACCUCUGUCACUCAUGUCUUUACUGCUGCCAACAAAGUCCAUCCCGCCUCUAAUGAUACUAUUAAACAUCAGCCAUUGCCUGGAAAUAAUAAUACUCAUGGUGCACUUCAGGAAGGUGACUCUCUGGAUAAACUCUAUGCCUUUUGUGGUCAACAUUGCCCAAUUCUAACAGUUAUUAUCCAACCUAUAAAUGAGGAAGACAGAGGAUUUGCAUAUUGCAAAGAUUCUGAUAUUGAAAAUUCCUUGGACAACUAUUCAUGGAUGAAAAUACGCCCCUGUUUCCUAGAGUCAAACAAGACUGUGUUCAGAAAUAAGAAAGCAAGUAGUAGAAAGGCAUUUAUUGAUGAAGCCAUUGGUGAUAUAUUUGAUCAACUUUAUUUCAAUAGCAUACGUGACUUGAUGGGUAAAAGAAGAAAAUCAAAAAGAAUUAACUUCUUGGACUUAGAGGAAGAAAAUAAAUUAAAUUUUCAGUUAUAUUUAAAGAAAAGGUUUUGUGUGAAUUUAUUACACACAUUACUGCUAGUUGUGGGUGAUGUGAACUCAAAUACACAAGGUCCCAACAAUCAGACAAAUGAAAUAUUUGAAGUAGUUGAUGAGAAUAACAACUUAUUAAACAACAGAUUCCAGAGCUCAAGGACAAAUCUGAACCAAGUAAUAAGAGAAAAUAUCAACUAUUAUUUCUUCUUUGAAAUGUUUGGUCAAGCCUGCCUAGUUUGCCAACAUGAGACAUCCUUAAAUAUUAGCAACAGAAAUGUAUUAAAAUAUCUUAUGUUUUUUAGGGUGAAAAUUUUUUCAUUUGGGAAGAGGAAAACCAACUAA
Molecule: messenger RNA, 6375 nt
Organism: Pipistrellus nathusii (Nathusius's pipistrelle)
Lineage: Eukaryota; Metazoa; Chordata; Mammalia; Chiroptera; Vespertilionidae
Source: the annotation of a GenBank genome assembly